This is a messenger RNA of Botrytis deweyae, 537 nucleotides long. RefSeq lists its product as uncharacterized. The coding region runs from base 1 to 537 and encodes 178 amino acids. The transcript has 5 exons. NCBI's taxonomy places the organism in Eukaryota, Fungi, Ascomycota, Leotiomycetes, Helotiales, Sclerotiniaceae. The record is from RefSeq and is a predicted model, not a curated record.
AUGGAGUUCUAUACUGAUAAUACUCCAGAAGCAGUAAAAAAUGCAACAGGCCUUCAUCUAAUCACCGAAGCUACACCAAACGGCAAAAAGGUGCAAAUAAUGCUUGAAGAACUGAAAGAUGUUUAUGGCCUUGAAUGGACGACUAGCUUAAUUGAUCUCGAAACAGAUGAACAAAAGGAAGAUUGGUUUCUGCGUUUGAAUCCUAAUGGACAGAUUCCACUGCUGUUAGAUAAUACGCUGACGCGACCCUUUCCGGUCAUGGAAUCAUCUGCAGAACUUUUAUAUCUCUCCGAUAAUUUCGAUCAGGAUAAUGUUUUUGGAUUUGACAAUAAGCGUGAACAUAGCGAAGCGGUGCAAUGGCUCUUUUUCUGGCAAGCAUCAGGCCAACCAAAUCAAGGACAGAACAAUCAUUUCCGUAAAUCCGCACCUGGAAAGAUUCCCUACGCCAUUUCACGUUUCAAAACGGAGACACUCCGCAUCUACAACAUACUCGAGCUUCGUCUCUCAGGACAUUACACAGUCAUUCCACGUCAAUAA